This is a messenger RNA of Caenorhabditis auriculariae, 7599 nucleotides long. The record is from the annotation of a GenBank genome assembly. NCBI's taxonomy places the organism in Eukaryota, Metazoa, Nematoda, Chromadorea, Rhabditida, Rhabditidae.
AUGCGAGGGGAAAGAGGUUUUUUUUUCAUUAAUUGUGUUUUUAUUAAUUCCAUGUUUCGAGUUUUCAAGUCAAGAAAGAAGAAAAAUCGAAUAGAAAAAAAGUCAAUGAACAUCCUUAAAUUGGCCACUUGGGAUUCGAAUGGUAGAUAAGGACAAAGAAGCCGAAAUUUCGAGCCAAAUGCAUUGUUUCAGAACGUCUUGCUAGCUUGAAGAAAAAAAUCAGAGGUUGUAGUUACUGCAGUUUUUGAAGAACAAAACUUCGAAUUUCAAUUUUUAAAAAGGGCUCUGCUAUUUUGUCGUUUUUUUUCAUUUGUCCGUUGCCAGCCGAUAAUUAUACCAAACUUGUGUAGUUUAUUUCCGAAAUUUUCAAAUUUUCUGUUCAUAUUUGAGAAAUUUUGGAGAAAAUGAUUCGAAAAUCUAGAAAAAAAGAUGUGUUUCUAUGGCUGUGUCGGAAACCCAUCAAAAUCCUCCAUUUUUCUCCAAAAAAGGGCAGAAUUCCUUUUGAAGUAGCACUUUUUGAGCUCCCGACCAGAAGGCGCGAAUUGAAGCUCUCAGCACAGAAAAAAAAAAGAAAAAAGACGGAACGUGUUCUUUACAAUGGCCCCAGGGCAACAUGUGUCGACAAGGCGUAAUUUCUUCGCGUUUUUCCCGCCGCAAAUCUCGUUUUUCACAUUUUUGUUUGUUUUUUUUCCAAACUAAUUAACAACAUAAAUAAAUCCUAAGGUAGCUCCUUAAAGUUUAGUGUCUUUCUACGGGCUUUCGAGAGUGUAGAGCUUCAGAUUUUAAGGUUCCUCAACACUAAAAACAAGUCUAUACACAGCUUGGAAUUUUGAAACUGUGGUCGCAUUUGGAAUGGCUCAAAGAAUCGAAAGUUGCUCUGCUGUUUUCUGAGAUGAUCAAGCGCAAACCGUUUUUGGUCGGACGCUAUUUGCAACUUAUUACAUAACCUUCAUAUUCCUCUAGCAUGAGCAAUUCACCUUCCUGUGCCUCUAAAAUGAGCAAUACACCUUCAUACACCUCUAUCAUGAGCAAUACUGCAGCCGACUCGUUCUCGUACCACCAUCAGUCCGUGUACGGACAGGAGCGACGGCCACUGUGCGACCAGCGGAUGACGUCAUACGGCGCCAACCCUCAGCCGUUACCGGUAGUUAUCAGCUAGAAUAAGCAAUAAUGAGACAUCUUCGGAUUUUUAGUCGCGCUUCGCCACCGGAUACCAGCCGUCGGGUUUCGCCAAUAGUAGGAACCCGCUGACCCUUGUUCCGAGGUUUAUUUUCAUGAUUUUUAUCCGUAAUAUAUUUAAUUUAAAUUCACUCGAUAAGUAUCUGAUACCAAGGGGUUUAAAGGAACAUUGACUAAUUUAACAAGGGUUUCAAAGCGAAGAGCCAUUCUUUUUUAGGCGACCUUAGCAAAGAUUUUUAGGCAGAGUAUCAAUUUUGCGAAUCUUUACUGAAACUAUAGGCCGAAAAGUAAGAAAAACACGUUUAAAAUUCGAAACCAAAGCACAAAUUCAUAGUUUUGAUGUCAAAGAGUGCACCUGUCUGUUUCGUAUCACUUUCUUUUUUUUUUCUCUAAUCCUCUUUUGAUUUCCUGCAGAAGGUUCGCUCCACCGAACACCCAGGAGGACGAGGAGGACUCCAUCAACUGCUCUCCCUGUUGCGACGAUCCAAACAUUAGGUUUUCCUCUUUCUUUUUUCCGCGUUUUGAAAGUUUUGUCAAAAAAAAAAUUUGAUUUUUUUGAUUUUUAGAAAAAUUUUCAAUGCGUUUAAUGCAUUAAGAAAGACCUGAAAUUUGAUUUUUCGAAAAUUUCCCAGUUUUCGAGAAUUUAAAGUAAAAAUUAGACAAUUUUCCAGUCUUUCUUUUCAUCUUGUUUUUAAAAAAAAUUUUUAAUCUUUUUCUUUUUAUUUGAGGGAGAUGUUUUCACGUAUUUUGUGCAUUAAAAAAAUAUCAGAAAGUUAAUUUUUUUGAAUCUUGAGAUUACAAUUGCAUUCUUAAAUAGGCCGAUUUUCGUUGAAAAAUUUUCUAAAAACUACAAAGUUUAUAAAAUUCGUCACCUUUUUUCGUUUAAAGAUUUAACCGCCAUUGCAUUUUCAUCGUUUACGGGAAUAAUUUUUAAAAAAAUUUAUAAAAUUAAUGGGCUUUUUUGAUCUUUUUCCGUCAAAAAGAAGACAUAAUUUAGGCCUCAAAUAUUUUUUCCUCUUUUUUUUUUACUUUUUUUGUUGUUGUUCUGGAGUUUUUUUAUCAUAGGGUCACAUGUUAGAAUGAUGUCUAAAACUGAUUUUUGCAUUUUUUGGGAAUAAAAAAAAUUCGAGUUUGAAAUGUAAAAAAAUUAUGAAGAAAAAAAUUUUUGUAUGAACUUAAAAAAAGGAACUUAAAACAUUAAUUUGACUAAAUUUUGCUAUCAAAUUUGAUUUUUAAACCAGAAAUCUAUUGAAAAAUCCUUGUAUUUUACGUCAGACCAUUAAUUUGCAUUAGAGUCCACUCUAAAGAACAAUCGUCUUUGAAAUGUUCUUUCGCUCCGUCUUUAUCAGCCUCUUUUAUCUUUCCAAAACUUCUUAACCGAUCCCUUUUUUUUCCUCCGUUUUAUAUUUCCUGUCGAAUUCUCGGAAAAUUGAUAUUCCUCGUUCUUUUUUUUCGUUUUUCUCUUGAUGGGUUUCAAAUACCAGUCCAUUGAGCCAUUCGUCUCCCCGCCGCCGCGAAAAAUGUUACAAGAAUUUUGGGAAAAUCAGUGAGUUUUUCAUGGUUUUUCCCGGUUUUUCAUCUUUUCUAAUGUUUGAAAGUUUUUUUAAUCACAGAAACUUAUGCUUAUCGUUUCUCAGUUUAACUCGUUUUUUCUCGUAAAGAUUGUAAUUUUUUCCUUUUUUCGCCGGUUUCGAAUGAAUUUUUAAUUAAGAAUAUUUUUUUGGGUUGGAUUUUUUUCUGACUUUUCCGUCUUGUUUAGAAUAAUUUCCAGUUCUUAGAUUACAAAUUUACUUAAAAUUCGCUCUCAAUUUUUAGACUUCCAAGUUUUCUUCACAAAUAUUUUUUUUUCCACUAGAAUUUUAUUUGAAGCUCAAAUACAAUUUCUAAUUUUUCAGUAAAUUUCUCGUCGAAGAUUCAUGAAGAAUGAAAAAUUGAUUAAAAAUGGAAAAAUGAGACUUCUGUUUCAAAAAUAUUAUCUGAACAAAUAAAGCCGCUUCUGUCAUUCUUCGCAUAUCUUUAUCUAACCAAGGAACGUUUUUUUUAAGCGCUCUCCUAGUAAAAUAGGCUAAUCUUGAGACGAAAGGCAAAAAUUCGAUUGGAACCGGGUUUUUCUUAUUUUAAAGUACCUAAUUUUUGAAAUCAAAAGCAAAAAAGUCGAUAUAAACUGAAUUAUUCUCAUUUUCAAAAUACCUGAUUUUCAGUAGAACUUUCCGAUCGUUGGUUCUCGGCCAAAUCCUCUCGUUAUGCCUUUGUGGAACCGGCGUUUCCAGUCAGAUUCUCAAAGAUCGAGGCGUAAACGCUCCAGCCGGUUGGUUUUUGCAAAAAAAAAAAGAGAAAAUGUUUAAAAAAGGACUGAUAUUAAGGAUGAGAAUAAGGGAAGGCUGAAAAUUGACAUGCAAAUGCUCUUUAAGUGCAAAAUUUAUUUUUUUCGUUUUGGAACUUGGACCUUGGUAGCGCCAACGGGACGUGAAUCGACUUGUCGGGGCAUUUCUAGUGACCACUUUAGUAGCCUCAGCACUCUUAAGUGAUCCCUAGAAUUGCCCAGAAACGUACGGAGUUCGGGUUACCAAUGUCCGAGAAGGCUUUUUUUACAUCUUUCUCGAGUUCCACCUCAUUUUCCUGCCUUGGAAAACGAAAAUUAGAGUUUUUUAAAGUAAUUUGAGCUCAUUUUCUUCUUUUUUUUAUAUUUCAUGAUUUUUCCUCUUCAGCACAGGCGUUCACCAACUACUUUCUGUUAUGUUUUGUCUAUUGUAUCGCGUUGGCCUGUAAAUCCGGCGAGGAAGGUCUUUCUUCUGUGCUCAGGAAACGCGGAUGGAGGUUUCUUUUUUCUUUGAAAAAUCCGAGUUUUUGAUUGAAAAGAUUGAUUUUUGAUUGAUAAGCACAAUAUUUGAAUGUCGAGCCAUUGCUCAAGCUCCGACCCUUAUAGAGCGAUAAACCAAUCAGAGAUCGGGCCAUCCACGGAGUGUUUUUCUAAUGACGCCAUUGUACUUGGCAGCCAAUAUCUGAACAGACUUCACUCUCCAGAGCUUUUCAAACAACUCUCAAGUGAUAUAACUUCACAGUUUCUCAAGUACCCUGAAAUGGCAACUUUAUUAGUUUUGAGACUUCAAUGAUAUCUGCUUUAAAAAAAACCUGAAGUGUUCAUUUUUUUUAAUGAAAAAAAUUGGAAUAUUCUUUAAAGGUAUUUUCUCCUCGCUUUCAUCGACGUGGAAGCCAACUACAUGAUUGUAUAUGCCUAUCAAUUCACCAAUUUAACCAGUAUACAGGUAAAUUGAAGAUAUCGUAAUCUGUUCCGAAAAAUUCAAUCUUUCAGUUGCUCGAUUGUGCGACAAUUCCGACAGUUUUGUUACUUUCCUGGCUAUUUUUAUCUGUUCGAUAUCUUUUAUCACAUAUUUUAGGUUGGGGUUUGUUAUGAUAGGACUUUUUAAAAGGUUUAUUUUAGGAGUUACGAUAUGUCUUAUUGGAAUCGCCUGUGUUAUUUGGGCAGACGCGCUUGGGGAUCAAAGCGGUUUUGGAGGUUUUUUUUUUGUUUGUGGAUAAAAGCUUUUCAACGAUGGGACAAAGGGUUUUUUAAUUGACGUUCAUUUAUUUUUUUAUUUUCGAUCUUUCUCCCCGGAAAGAAAUUGAAUUGAAAUUGAAAUUGAAAUCUCCAGAAAGUGUAGAAAUCUUGAUUCUAUAUACUUUGAAGGUUUUAAAAAAUUAGAAUAUUAGCAGACCAAAAAAAGAGGUUUGUGUGGUUUUUCUUAUUAAAUUCAGGCUUAGACUCUUUAUUUGACUUAAAGAUAAUUAUAAGAUUUGACAGGACUUUCUGAUUGAAAAAUGAAGAAAUAGAGAGAAAAGAACUUUUCAAAAAGUUGAUGACCAUUUUUUGAAAAAUCCGACUUGAAACUAUUCAAUGCACAAAGAAUUAUGAAUUCUAAAACCGUAAAAACCUUGAAAAUCGAGACUUUAUAAGUGUGACCAAAAUUGUUGAAGUUUGAGCGCGGCACCUCAAAGAAAAGGCGUGCUAUAAAGUGCGGGCGUUUACAAAAUGCGACCGCUUUUCGUGCUACUUUGAAAAUUAAAAGCUUGCUAAAAUUAUAGUUUCUAAAAAGUGAAGUUUUUAAAAAAAUAUGAUUGAAACUGUGAAGUGCGAGAAAAAAAAUAAUAAGUAGCGGAAUAUUCUCUCUUAAUAUUAUAUUAUUUCGGUAGAACUGAUUCACGUCUGGCUUGGACCAUCGAGAAAAGAAAUAGUUCUUGGUUGGUGGAGAGCGCAGAGACAGGCCACGCCCCUUCCCAAGUCAGUCGUGCUUAGGGACUACAGAGUGGUCUCUAUGGUGGUUAGGGGAGAAAACAGCCUUUAAAAAAAGUUCCUCACAGGGGAAAAUUUAUGUGGUCCCUGUAGGGGUUCAGGGAAGCUUUAGUGUCCCAUAGGGGAGGUUAACGCGGUCCCUAGAGGGACUAUUCGGCGUUCUUUUGUGAGUCGGCUAAAGUUUAUCAGAGUUUUUCGAAGAAAAAAAAAAUAUUUUCUCGAUAUUCAGGAGGGUCGAACAAAGUCCUCGGAGACGUCCUUUGCUUGGGAGCCGCGAUGUUGUACGCGGUCUGCAACGUCGCAGAAGAGUUCCUCGUCAAGCAGCACAGUCGAAUAGAGUAUCUGGGGAUGGUUGGCCUUUUCGGAUGCAUCGUCAGCGGCAUCCAGUUGUUCGUUUCCCAGAUGAUUUGUGCAGAGAUAAAAGCUUUUUUAGAUCUCUAACUUUUCUUUCCUAAAACUACUGUACUUGGAAGAUUUUUCUUCCAAUCUAACAUGUCUGCACUCUCUUUUCCCUAGCCAUAAUAUGAAAAAAUAAAUUAAGUAUAUCGUAUCAAAAACCACCAAGAAUCAUAAUGCAUCCGCAAAAAUGAGCGGAUUUUCACGCGAUCUCUGAAAAGCAAUUUUCGGACGUACGUGGCAAUAUUUUGGAGCGCGCUUGACCAAAAACGGUUUCCACUGUAUGAUUUUCUUUUUUCGAAAUUCUGAAAAAAAGCGUCGAUUGAACUUCUGACCGCGACUCUUCGAGCCAUUCUACCUGUAUUUUUCUUUUUCAGAGCCGUUUUAGAGCAAGAUAACUUGGCCAAAAUCAACUGGGACGGCGCCACGAUUGGAUAUUUCCUACUUUUUGGCGUUUCUAUGCGAGUUUUUCGAUUAUUUUCAGCUGACUUUCAAUCAAAAAUCAAUGAAAUUUUCGAUUUUCAGGUUCAUUUUCUAUUCAUUCGUGACGGUUGUCCUACAGCAAUCUUCAGCGUUGAUGUUCAAUUUGGCGACUCUGACUGCCGACUUUUAUUCCCUCCUUUUUGGGAUCUACCUUUUUGAUCAGAAAGUUUCAAAAAGGAUGAUUAUCAGGAAAAUCAGCGGUUUUUCAGUUUCAUUACCUUUACUUCUUCUCAUUUGUCAUCUGUAUCGUUGGCUCGGUGAUCUACUCUGUGAGGGAAACUCAGGUUUCGUUUUGAAAAGAGUCUUUGGGAAAAGUGAGUUUAACUGAGCUCACUGCAACUAGGUUCUCAUAAUUGUCUGAUGGAUGGUCAAUGGCGUUUGAUGGCAUGUUUCAAAAAAUUCAAACUUUUUUUUGGCUUAACUUUUUUACUUAUUCAGAAUGCAUAUAAUUCUUAAUUGAAGAUCGUUUUAAAGCUUGAAAUAAUCAAAUAUUGGCGCUGUGGAUUUUUUUGAAAAUAAAUUUUAGGUCAAACUCUCUCAUUUGCCCUGAAAUUAACUAUGUUAGGUUAAAUCAGUUUUUUUAUUGAAAUUUGAAAGAAUUUUGUUGAUGAAAAGUAGAAAAUUAGAGAUAGAAAGUUCAGUUUUUGAAACUCAGUGACGAUUUUCUGAAAAGUCAGUGUUCUUAUAUAAAGAAAUACGUACUUUCAAACCGGUAUGCUGUCAAUUUACCAUUUUAAAGCUCUGAAUGGUUGAUAAAAUAGCCAUUAAAAAUACCCUCUGAACGGACGACUUUUGCAGCAUGCCGUGAUCAUUUUUUUCCUUUUUCUCAUGUUCGAACUAAAUUCGCCAAAUCUAAAAUAACCGUCAGAAAGUGUACUUCGAACACAGCAUCACACAAUAAUAUAAUGAUUAUUUUUUUAGCAACGAGACCCGGAUGAGCCGCGGCGAGUCUGUCCCUGUCUUUUCAAGUGCUGCUGCUGUUGUCCUUGCUUUUUUGACGACGUAGAAAGUACGGAAGGAUCUUUGGAGGUAUAUAAACAGCCACCAUCGACAAAGAUUUUAUUCUUCUCCUUUCACUUAUUGAAAAAGCGAUAGAUUACUAAUUUUCAAUGGAAAUGCUUUUUUUUUGAAUAAAAAUGUCCUAGGUCUCCCCAAAUCCACAACUACAAAUGGGAAUCAAUGCAAACGGUUCUUCAAGUUGUCCUGUCCACGGAAGAUCUUCCAGAAACGCCAGUUUCACCCGAUUAUAG